ACGGCGAUUUACAACAAAUGCAUUAAACUGGUGAAUCGUGUGUGUGUGUCCUAUCCAUAGAGUGUCUUGGAGCAGAGAACAAAGAUAAAAAGCAGUUUACCUUCCUCUCAAGAAGACCCUGUGGUGUUUGUGGACAGAUACCUUGAGAAGCAUGUCACCCCUGGUAGUCUGCAGUCCAACAUUAAAACAAACCCUCUGUAUAGUAUGACGGAUACAGUGAACGUGGUUAAGGUCAUGCCUUCCUGGACUAUCAAGGAUUAUACCAUGCAUACAGGCCAUGGCAAAGUAAAAGACUUUUUACAGGAUAAAGUAAAGAAACCGAGGGAGCUGGACUUUUGGCUAGAAGAUCUUUACACACCAGGAUUUGAUGCUUUGUUGAAGAAAAAAGAAGCAGAACAGCGAAGGAAAAGACUUCACAGACUACUUUCUGUCAUAGGUUUGUUUGUCAGUGUAGUUAUUGUUGUGAUUAUCGUACCAGUAGUGGUGCUAGAAAAGAAAGUGUGACUGCUUUUUAAAAAA
Messenger RNA from Hippocampus comes (tiger tail seahorse), 519 nucleotides. It is a transcript of the gene minar2, whose product is annotated as membrane integral NOTCH2 associated receptor 2. NCBI's taxonomy places the organism in Eukaryota, Metazoa, Chordata, Actinopteri, Syngnathiformes, Syngnathidae. Bases 205 to 504 code for a protein of 99 amino acids. The record is from RefSeq and is a predicted model, not a curated record. The transcript is spliced from 2 exons.